This is a messenger RNA of Labrus mixtus (cuckoo wrasse), 2350 nucleotides long. Its product is annotated as zinc finger protein 135-like. Bases 119 to 1339 code for a protein of 406 amino acids. The record is from RefSeq and is a predicted model, not a curated record. The transcript has 2 exons. Lineage: Eukaryota; Metazoa; Chordata; Actinopteri; Labriformes; Labridae. Gene Ontology annotation, biological process: negative regulation of transcription by RNA polymerase II; regulation of immune system process; regulation of cytokine production.
UCGUGUUUCAGAGCACUGCAGAGCAACCUUUUGAAAGUCUCUUUUUUGUCACACUUUGAGAAGAAAACUUGGUGGUAACUCAGUCUCAAGCUGCAUUGUACUGAGACAAAGUGAAAAAAUGUCUGCUAAAUCAUCCAAAGGAAGAAAAAAAUCUCUUUUAACCACGAGGCCUUCAAGUCCUACUCCGACCGCGGCCUCCACUGAAAAAAGUCCGCGGGGAGAAGCAGACUCAGCUGCGGCCGCAUCUACGACGGACACAGAGUCUUUUCACAGUGAGCUUCUGUCCUCCCUGCGCAAACAUUUGAUAGAGACUCUGAAGAUUGAGGUCCGGGCUGUGUUGGAGAGUGAAAUGGCAGUCAUUAGAGCCGACAUUACUGCAGCCAGGUCCGAGCUAAAGGAAUACAGAGAGUCCAUUACAUCCGAGCUGUCUACGUUGAGUGUCACGGUAAAAGAUGUCCAGCAGCUGUUGGUGAAUAAAGAAGAGCUUCCACCUGAGCAGCAGGAGUGGAGCCACAUUCUGGACCAGGAGGACACUAAGCCCCAACACAUUAAAGAAGAACAUGAGGAACUGUGGAUCAGUCAGGAGGAAGAACAGCUUCAAGGACUGGAGGAGGCUGAUACCACCAGGUUCCCCUUCACUCCUGUCUCUGUGAAGAGUGAAGAUGAUGAAGAGAAACCUCAGUCCUCACAGCUUCAUCAGACACAAACUGAACAGAUGGAAACAGGAGUUGAUGGAGAGGACUGUGGAGGAGCAGAACCAGAGAGGGACUCAGAUCCAGAGAGACGUUUACAACCAGAGACUGAGGUCAAGACUGAAGACUCUGAUGAACCUGAGACUGAUGACAGUAAUGAUUGGCAAGAUACAAGAGAAGAUCUGUCAGAAUUAAACUUGAAACUAAAGACUGGUUGGAGACCACAUAGGUGCUCGGAUUGUGGUAAAAUAUUUAAUCGAAAAGAGCAUCUGACCAGUCACAUGAUGACUCACACUGGAGAGAAACCCUUCAACUGCUCUCAGUGUGAGAAAAGAUUUAACCGAAAACAGCAUCUGACCAGACACAUGUUAGUUCAUACAGGAGAGAAACCCUACAGCUGCUCUCAGUGUGAGAAAAGAUUUAGCCAUGAGUCUAGUUUGACAAGUCACAUGGUAAUUCACACAGGAGAGAAACCCUUCAGCUGCUCUGUUUGCAGUAAAAGGUUUACCCAAAGAGGAAGUCUGGCCAAACACAUGUUAGCUCACACAAGAGAAAAACCCUUCAGCUGCUCUAAGGUUGGUAAAACGUUUAGUUCUAAGGGAAAUCUGACCAAACACAUGAUGAUGUACACUAGAAAUAAAUGCUAAUCCUGUGCAAUGGUAAAACUGAACCAAAUGAUUUUUUUUCCACUCAAGUUUAAAGAUAGAUGUAAUGUAAACAUCAAGCCCACGGCAUAUUGAAAUAAACACCAUAAUACAGUAUAGAUCCAUCCACUUUGAGAAAAUGUAGACACCAGAGAAAGACAUAUUUCGGCAUGUUGAGUACUUCAUGCAACAUGGAAAGAAACAAUACUUCACACAAUCACACAAUCAAAAAAGACUCAACACAGAAAGGCACAAUACACAAUCUAAUAUACCCAGAAGAUAGACUCAUCACAGAAAAGGCCAAUCAGUUAUUCAUUUAACUCUCUUGGAUUCAGAGUGUCCAGAGUAUAAAUCCAAAAGGCUUCUCUUUUGAGUAACAAAGAACUCUAAUGUGUUAGUGUUUCUGGGUGAUGGACUGAACUUCUGACGAGAGGCGAGUACUGGACAAUACAGUUGAUUAUAGAUUCAGAUGACCUUGAUCUGGUGUUUGUGGUGGAAUUUCUGUACCUACUGUAUGUAUUAAGAUUUAAGUGUACAAACAUCAUUAUGUUUAUUCACGAUUCUCUGAUGUUAGUCAUAGCUGAUAGAGUUCAGCUGUCACUAGAAAGCAAGGACAGCUUAGUGUGUCAAGGGUUUUCCCCUUCAUAUCUGCAUGUUUGGUAGAGUUAGUGUCUGUUCCAAAUUGACUUCACAGAUUAGUUUAGGUCAGUAUGACUCUGACGUCAAUAAUGUCUUUUCUAUAUAUGCAAAGCCUGUGGAAGAGUUUGGGAGAAUUGGGAUAGCAGAGACAGCUUCAGACGUGUGCUUGCUACUCCAUCUCUUCUCCGGAGUAUUCUUGUAUGUAUAAACUUUCUUCAACUUAAGCCAUCUGAGUCAAGUGAAUCAUUGUGUGUGUGAAGUCAAGUUCUUAGUCAUUUCCUCAACAGUGUUGCUGAGACUCAGUUUGUAAAUGGGUUUUUUUAUGUUCACCUUCGUCUUAUGUUAAAUGUUCGGAAUAAACAAAUCAAAACAAAA